AUGUUGCAUAUCACCCUUCCACAUAAUCUAGUUCCAAGGAUAUUCCUGUUUCCAAUGGCUAUAGAGGCUGAAAUUGAAGUUUUGGAAAAUAACCACACUUGGACACUCACUGAUUUACCUAAAGGAAAAUUUGCCAUUGACUGUAAGUAUGUGUACAAGGUAAAAUUCAAUUUAGAUGGUACUUUGGAAAGAUUGAAAGUUAGGCUAGUAGCCAAAGGCUACACACAAAGAGAAGAGAUAGACCAUGUUGACACAUUUUCACCUGUAGCUAAACUUGUGUUUGUCAGAUUUUUGCUUAGCAUUGCUGCUAUUAAGGGCUGGUUCUUGCAUCAUUUUGAUAUCACUAAUGCUUUCUUAAAUGGUGAACUCAAGGAGGAGAUUUACAUGAAAAAACCACCUAGCUACAACAAGAGUACCCCUCACCAAGUUUGUAAAUUGCUUAAGAGCAGUUAUGGCCUUAAGCAAGCAUCAAGGCAAUGGAAUUACAAUUUGACCUCUUCUCUUCUUGACUUUGGAUUUAAACAAUCCAAAUCUGAUUACACUUUAUUCACCAAGCAUGAGGCAGAUUCCUAUAUUGCUAUUCUAAUUUAUGUUGAUGAUAUCUUGGUUGCUAGCAAUUCAAAUAAAGCCAUUAGCACUCUUAGAACUUUUCUCAAUCUUAAGUUCAAAGUAAGAGACCUUGGCUGCCUAAGAUACUUUUUAGGCUUAGAAGUGGCUAGAUCUUCAAAAUGGAUUCAUUUGUGUCAAAAAAAAUAUGUUUUGGACAUUCUAUCAUAUUCAGGUAUGUUGGGUUGUAAGCCCCUUAAAAUUCCUUUGGAUCAAAAUUUCAAUAUUAGCAAAGAAGAUAGCAAUCCCAUAACUGAUCCUAGCAUAUUUAGAAGGCUUAUUGGUCGAUUGUUGUACUUAACAAUAACUCGGCCUGACAUAUGUUUUUCUGUCCAAGUUUUAAGUCAGUUUAUGGAUUGUCCUAAUGAUACUCAUUUGGCUGCUGCUUAUAGAAUUUUGAGAUAUUUAAAAGCUGCCCCUGGUCAAGGAAUACUACUCUCAUCCUCAUCUCAGCUUCAACUCCGCACCUAUUGUGACUCUGAUUGGGCCUCUUGUCCAGAUUCUAGAAGAUCCACUAUCGGGUAUUGUAUUUUUCUCGGAGAUUCUCUAGUUUCUUGGAAAUCCAAGAAACAAACUGUGGUAUCUCGGUCUUCAGUUGAAGCCGAGUAUAGAGUGAUGGUUGCCACAUGCUUGGAGUUGACUUGGUUACAUUAUCUUCUCACAGAUCUUGGAUUUCAUCAUCCUUAG
Molecule: messenger RNA, 1293 nt
Organism: Carya illinoinensis
Lineage: Eukaryota; Viridiplantae; Streptophyta; Magnoliopsida; Fagales; Juglandaceae
Exons: 2
Coding region: 1-1293 (430 amino acids)
Source: RefSeq, a predicted model, not a curated record